Messenger RNA from Zootoca vivipara (common lizard), 6443 nucleotides. RefSeq names its product dual specificity calcium/calmodulin-dependent 3',5'-cyclic nucleotide phosphodiesterase 1A-like. The record is from RefSeq and is a predicted model, not a curated record. Gene Ontology annotation, biological process: signal transduction. NCBI's taxonomy places the organism in Eukaryota, Metazoa, Chordata, Lepidosauria, Squamata, Lacertidae. Gene Ontology annotation, molecular function: 3',5'-cyclic-nucleotide phosphodiesterase activity.
CAGGGGCGGAGCAAGCGGGGAUGGGGGUGGUUUGCCCCAGGCACCGCCCUGGAGGGGAUGUCACUCGGGGCCACGCCCCCGCCCCUCGCCCCUGCACGACAGCCUCAGGGGGGGAAAACUGCAGGCGCGCGGGGGAACGCGAUCCCCCUCUACCUAGGACGCAUGUGCAGUGGGAUGCUGUGGAUGCGUACAACGUAGAGGGGAUCGCACCCCCGACUUCUAAAUGGAGCCUAAACCGAGUGUCCAGGCUCAGGCGCCGAUCGCAGGGUGGGGGCGCAGCCCCGAGUGCCACUCCUCCUCCAGCACCACGCCAGUGGGCUAUCUACCUGGAGCCUGGACGCUCCGUUUUGAAUUCGCAGCAACGAAUGCGUCGUUACGUAGCAACGCCCCCCCCCCGGGGGCAUGGCAAUUUGGCGCCCCGGGUGUCGCAGCACCUCGCUACGCCCGCUUUUCAGUUCAGGAGCCUUUUGGACACUGAGGACGACCUCUCUAAUAUCCAGUGGGGAUCAGUGCCUAUAGAAGUACAGGACUGGCUGACUGUUACCUUUGCAAGGAAAAAAGAGGCGUACAGUAUCAAACCUGAGGAUCAGCCAAGCAUUCGAACUAUUUCAUAUGCAGUCCAGGCUAGUGUUUUGGUAAAAAGGAUGUUCCGUACACCCACCAGUGCAAGUGGUUUGGCUUAUCCAGAGAAAGUAAUUGCAGUUUUUAAGGACAUUGAUAAAUGGGAUUUUGAUGUAUUUGCCUUAAAUGAAGCUUCUGAAGGGCACUGCUUGAAAUUCCUGAUGUGUGAUCUGUUCAACAAGUAUAAUCUUCUGAGCCAAUUCAAGAUCCCAAUUACCUGCCUGAUUUCAUUUGCAAAUGCUCUGGAAGUUGGCUACAGAAAGCACCAAAAUCCAUAUCACAAUGUGAUCCAUGCUACAGACGUUACACAAACUGUGCAUUGCAUAAUGCUUCACACUGGUAUGAUGCAUUGGUUCACUGACCUGGAGAUAUUAGCAAUUCUUUUCAGCACGUCAAUCCAUGAUUAUGAACAUACUGGAACCACAAACCAUUUCCAUGUUAGGACAAGGUCAGAAAUGGCACUUUUGUACAAUGAUAAAUCUGUUCUUGAAAACCAUCAUGUGAGUGCUGCUUACCAGCUCAUGCAAAAUGAAGAUAUGAACAUCUUGAUCAAUUUAACCAACGAGGAAUGGAGGGAACUGCGCCGGCUGGUCAUUGAGAUGGUUUUAGCUACAGACAUGUCACAUCAUUUCCAGCAAAUGAAAUAUCUGAAACACGUUCUGAAAUGCCUUCAGCAUGUAAAAAGGACAGAUAGAGAUAAGCUCAUGUCCAUGAUUGUCCAUGCAGCUGACAUAAGUCAUCCCUCAAAGCCCUGGAAGGUGCAUCAGCAAAUGGCAAAUGCACUAAUGGAUGAAUUCUUCAAGCAGGGAGACAAGGAGGCUGAAUUAGGACUGCCAAUUUCUCCACUCUGUGAUCGUGGGACUACCAACAUUGCUGAAACUCAAAUAGGCUUUAUUGAUGUCAUAGUGAAACCAGUUUUUUCUCUUGUAAUUGAAGCAGCUGAGAAAAUUGUUGAGCCUCUCAUAUAUGAAGCUUUUGAAACUGGAUGUUCCUCUAGCAGAGAUUCUGGGUAUUCUUCUGGGUCAGGGUCAAUUGAAGAUGAAGAUAAACCAAACCUUAGUGGGAACAGUUUUGAAGAGGAAGAAAGCUUUAGUCGGAGAAGUGUAAAAACUGAAAGUGGGACUUGCACAGAGAGAAAUCUCUUAAUUUCAUUGGAUAUAGCAAGCUUUGAAGAACACUUGGUGCAGAAUAUUGAAGCAAACAGAAAAAAGUGGAAGGAGAGCCAGAGGCCCAAGAGCAAAGAAUCACCAAAGAAAGAAAGUAACAAGGCCAAAGACAAAGUAAGUAAAGAUAAAAAAGAGGGGGGGAAACCCCAGAAAACAUCAACGCCCAAACACCAUCCUUCAAAGUCCAAUAAACUUUGUAUUGCACCACAAAGUCCUACCAUUUCCGAUGGUGAGCUUUGCCACAACAGAGCAUUUGAACCAAUGGAUGUCAGCUUCAUCGUUUACAAUGCAGGUGCAUCAGAACUGUUUCAGCCACAGCCAGAUGAUGAGGUCAUGGAUGUCACAGAAUCAUAUGAGGAAUUGGUGGAUAAUAAAAGUUCCUGGAGGAAAGCUGCUGCUCAGGAUACAGAUAAAAACAUACACGAGAUGAGAGGCAUGGUUCCAAAAACAAAACCUCUGCGUCCUAAUGAAAGUGAUGAUGUCAUCAUUGAGGAAUUCAUACCAGACGAUCCUGAGCCUCCAAAAGAAAGUGAACACACUGCCGUCCCUGAUCACAAUGGGGCCCAGCCAUCACCUCCUCCUGGCUUUAUGUCAGAGCUAACCCAAAGUGAUGUCAAUUUCUUUUCCCUGUGGAACGAAGAAAUUAUGAGACGUGCUGCUGAGCAGCAGAAACAAGAGCAAAGCAGAAUGGCUGCUGGUGCUGCGUCACAGGUGGCAAUAUCAGAAAAACAAAAUGAGGGUUGUCAAGCAAACCCAGAUGAUCAAAACUUUGUUCUACAAGUAAUCUCUAUUGACACCCCUAUUGUAACAAACAGGACAGAAUCAGGACAACAUUGUGACCCAUCCCAGAAGGAAGUUGCCAAUACUUCUGCCCUAAAGAAAGAUAUUACCACGCCAUCAAAUGCAUGCCAACAAAAUGAAACAACCCCAUGUGGAGCUGCAGCUGUAUCUGUCACAUCCUUGAGCUAUGGGGUAUUUAAAAUUCCCCAGUAGAUUAUUGAUCUAACUGGUAGGCUAAGAUUGCACUGUCUUUAAGCUUAACAGGAACCCAAACCUGAUCAAAUACAAGGCACCUGACUCAGACAUAGAACUUCUGGCUGUUGAAUGUUCAAAAUUUAAGGGGGAAAUGCUUAUUGUGAGAUCAGUUGACAGAAUUCUGAAACACGCAUUGGUCGCUACAGAAUAGGUAGAGGUAAUUCUUAAUAAACCUCCUUAUUGGUGGAAAUGAAACCCACCUCUUCCCCUUCCCCUGAAGAUUUUGAGUCUGUGGGACUUUUCAGGAGGCUGAAAAAGAAGUGCAAGAGAAAAUAUACAAGUCGAAGAAAGGCAUGUCUAUGGGAUGGAAUUAGUAGCAGUAUUGUGUGCUAAGAAACGGAUGUUAAAUAUUUAUCUUGAUAACAUUUUUAGUCAGACUACAGAGUUUGUGUUUGGGAGAAUGGUGAAGGGGCAGAGAAGGGGUAUAAAGAUUGCAUAUAUGGUCUUGAAGGGGGGGGCAACCUUUUCAGGAGCAGUUUGAGACUUUAUAGCCAUCAUGUACACUAUGGACCUACCUCAGGAUCUGGCAAAAUGCACGUGGCAGGGCACACUCUCAAUCCGGUGUUUUGUUAGGGAAUGUGAUAUGUUGGGGGAGCCCUUACUUGCUCCUUUGUGACAGAUCAUUAUGUGGUCAUUUCCAGUGCUGAUGAGAAACAUGGAAGAACACUCCCAGAUCAAUUGACUUACAGCUUUUCUAAUUUCCUGUGACUCUCAAAUGGUGGCUGUUUCUGUUCCUCCUACACAGCAAAGAAACAAAACACAGGACUUCCGGUCUACCGCUGAUCGGCGAGGAAUCCUCAAGCUCUGAGGUUCCUGGCACUGUGAGGGAGGGGGGAGCCGCGAGAGCGCCGUGGACCCCCAAUAAAAAAAACCAGAUUGAGCUUUCUGGGGACGUGAGAGCUCGGCUGCGCCCAAAAGUGACUCCUCUGCCCCCCGGUAAGCUCUUUUAAGAGCCCUGUGAGCGAGUGGAGUGCAGAGUCGCGGGCGCCAUUUUCGAGCAAGUCGCUACCCUCACAGAGCGAAGCUCUGAGCCAGCAGCGGAGGAGCGGUGGAUUUUCCCUAAAACAAAGGAUUUGAAGAUAUUGGACACCGUGGGCAAGGGAAAGAAAUUUUAAAAAGUUUUUAAUUGAAAGGAAUUGGCCACGGGAGGAGAUUAAAAAAGGAAGUCGGUCUCCCCCAUUGAGAGAACGGUGAUGCAGUUAAUUUGCCUGCAGCCAGAAAGCUUGACAGGAAUUUAUUAAUUUCCAAGGAUUGGAUUUAAACCUUCCCCCUGAGGCAGGGUAAAGGGCAGAAGGAUUGAAUACAUUAAAAUCCCUGUAAAUUUUUUAAGUUGGACUGGGGAAGUCCCCCGGGAACUGGAGUUGGGUCCCUGGAGGGACCAGCCAGCUGCCAUUAUGACAUCACAAUUAGGAAGGAAUUUUGUUUGCCUCUUUGAGGCUGAACUUUGAAGAGAGCGCAAAAUAUAAGGCUGUGUAUAAGAAGUUUGAUAAUGCUUUUUUUCAGAAAUGAACAUAAGAUUUUUAAAAUAUGAACAAGAAUUAAAAAUGAGAGUUGGUAACCAGAUCGGACGUAAACUUUGUUUCUGAGGUUUGGAAAUACGAACUGCGCCACUUCCUGUAUUGUAAUCUGUGCAGUUCCCAUGGAAUUUGAGACGAGCAGGAUUCAGUAGACACAACAUCAUCUGGCUCUAUAGACUUUUUGGACUUUCAAAAGGAACUUCUGGAACAGCUUUUGGAAAUUAGGGAUGAGUUGUGGCAGAAUAAUAUACAGAUUCGCAAAAUGAGACAGAACUGUGUGGAAAGUGAAAAUGGAUUAAUUCCAAUAGAGAAUGAAGAAAAGCAAGAUGAACAAGCACCAGCCGGGGACAAUGUAAUUGACCUUAAAGAAGAGGAGGAAGAGUCAUCAGUCCUGGACAAUAUAAUUGAACUUAAAAAAGAGGAGGAAGAAGUAUGGAACAUUGUUCCCCCAGUGGGAGAGGGGGAACAAGAUUCAGGUUUGAUUCAAUGAGUCCUCAAAGAAGAACCUGCAUGGAAUAAUGCCCUCCCAGUGAGAGGGAGCCUGAGCUUAAGUGGAAUAAAAAUUGAGAUAGGGCUGAAAAGUGGAAACAUAGCUGGAUGGUACUGUGCUACAGUUAGAAAAUUGGAGGGGGGGCAGCAGGGGACAAUGAAGGGAGAGUUGUGGAUAGGUGGCAAAAGAGUGGGAAUAGGGUGAGGAGCAACAAUGGGUUAUUUUCUGAUUGAUUAAGAUGGUCCAAAACUGGAACAUUUUAUGGAGCUGGCUGAUGCAUCUGGGAGAUCCAGGGGAAGGGGGGUAGAAUUAGAUAUAAGUGGUUAAAGGUUAAUAUGAUAGAAGAAAUAUUAUUUGAAUAUAUGGAAAAAUUUUGGGGUAUAAAUUGUGAGGCUAAGGGAAGAAAUAGAGAUGGAUGGGAAAAUAAAUUUAGAUUUGGAUCAAUUAAUGAGUUAUAGGUUGAGGAUAGUUGAUUUUUCUUUUCUUUUUGUAGAUUAGAAUUGGUUGUGAGAUAAUGGAAAAAUUGCAUUAGAAUGAUUUAAGAUGAUAAAGGAAAAUUGCUUAAUUUAGAUUUAAAAAUGGACCCAGUGUGGGGGGAAUCGAGGAAGUCCAUAAUGUCAAGUUAAUGUAAGAAUAGAUAUGUUUUUCUUUCUUUUUCUCUUUAGUUUAUGUUUUAUUUUUAUUUUUUGCUUCUUGUUUUUGUGAUUGAAAUGUUUGAAAAUCAAGAAAUAUAAUUUGGGGGGGGGGGGAGAAACAAAACACAAAAACUAUUUUCAGACACUGAGAUGUAGGGUGCGGACUUUGUAAGCCUAGCCUAUCAGCGCAGUAAAAUCUGGCAUCCUUAGAAAAUUGUCCUUUUAAGGUUUAAAUGUUAUGUUAACUUUGCAGGAGGGUGUGUUAUACUAUUUUUGUCCAUAGUAAUUUACUAUGGAAUUGCUGUUUCUACAUCACAAAGCAUCAAACUAUGUAAAAUAUGAAACAUAAAAGUCAACAUUCUGAUAUGGUAAUCUAGUACGACUAUUGUUACAUCCUAGAGCAGGGGUCCCCAAACUAAGGCCCGGGGGCUGGAUGCGGCCCAAUCGCCUUCUAAAUCCGGCUCGCGGACGGUCCGGGAAUCAGCAUGUUUUUACAUGAGUAGAAUGUGUCCUUUUAUUUAAAAUGCAUCUCUGGGUUAUUUGUGGGGCAUAGGAAUUCCUUCAUAUUUUUUUUCAAAAUAUAGUCCGGCCCCCCCAAGGUCUGAGAGACAGUGGACCGGCCCCCUGCUGAAAAAGUUUGCUGACCCCUAUCCUAGAGGAAUCAGUCUUCAAUAGACAGUUUUCAAAUUCACAUGUUCUUUUGGACAGCAAUGCCUGGCCAUAGUAACUUUCUCAAGUUGCAGUGUCCUCCAAACUAACAAGGACAACUUCAUAAAUAUUUUUCCUACAUGGAAAACAUAUCAAUCAGCAUAAGAAAAUCUGUGCAACCUGCAUGUAAUCAGCCAUGUGUGGCAAUCAUAGGUGAUUAUUAUAUUUAACUUGGGGUAUUCAGAUCUGGAAGCCAUAAUUGGUUGCAAUUUUGUAAUAUGUUUAAAUCACAGCAAAAUAUAUGAAUAAACAUGCCAUGAAUUUAUCAAAG